Ixodes scapularis (black-legged tick) is the source of this 507-nucleotide messenger RNA. RefSeq names its product small VCP/p97-interacting protein (gene Svip). Gene Ontology annotation, biological process: positive regulation of autophagy; negative regulation of VCP-NPL4-UFD1 AAA ATPase complex assembly; negative regulation of retrograde protein transport, ER to cytosol. The transcript is spliced from 3 exons. Gene Ontology annotation, cellular component: endoplasmic reticulum membrane. Bases 90 to 341 code for a protein of 83 amino acids. The record is from RefSeq and is a predicted model, not a curated record. NCBI's taxonomy places the organism in Eukaryota, Metazoa, Arthropoda, Arachnida, Ixodida, Ixodidae.
CGCUUUAUUUGUUUAUUUUCUGCACAUGUUCGCAGCUGACUUUGAGAUCUUGUUUACUUCUCGGCUCGUUUCUGUCCGACGCUCCAAAAAUGGGGAUUUUCGCAAGUUGUUUCAAGGGCUCCAACGACGAUGUCCCUUCUAGCACCGGACCAGACGCCGUCCUCAAGCGACAACAAAUGGCAGAAGCAGCCGAGAAGCGGCUGAAGGAACAAGAGUCCAGAGGCGUCAAGGACCCGGAAAAGCUGAGGCGCCAGCAGCAGAGGCAGGCCGAGCUUGACAAGGAGCUUGGAGCUGCCGAAAGAAGUCCAAAUGAUGCCAACUUACGGUGGCAAGUCACGUGAGCUCUGCCAUGAGCCUUCGGUAAUAUCAAACCAAGGUAAAAAAAAAAAACGAAAACACCCGGUUGUUUGAAGAGUUGUUUCCGUGUGCUCACUGCCUGCGAUUUAUUUAUUCAAGAUAAUUGUUGCUCUGUACACCAAUAUAACAAUAAACAGAACUGUAAUUUCA